AUGGAAGUGACACUGUCCUCUGGGAUGAACGAAGAAACCAUUCUAUUCAUAGAAGCUGUCAUCGAAGAGAAUUUCACUGGCCGCUUCGAUACUGAUUCGCUGAAUAAAAUUCAGGAGAAUAUCUCGGAGGAAACUGGGGGAUUCAGUACUAUGAAGAUCCCUAUAUGUUUGCCUCCACUUCUUUCAGAAGAAGUCCCAGUUUCGUGGUUCUUGAUGUCAGUGGAAAUGGAGUAG
Caenorhabditis briggsae is the source of this 234-nucleotide messenger RNA. The transcript is spliced from 2 exons. Bases 1 to 234 code for a protein of 77 amino acids. NCBI's taxonomy places the organism in Eukaryota, Metazoa, Nematoda, Chromadorea, Rhabditida, Rhabditidae. The record is from RefSeq and is a predicted model, not a curated record.